AUGGCUGAUUCUCUUACCGAAGAGCAGGUCUCUGAGUUCAAGGAGGCCUUCUCCCUCUUUGACAAGGACGGUGAUGGCCAGAUCACCACCAAGGAGCUGGGCACCGUGAUGCGCUCUCUCGGCCAGAACCCCUCCGAGUCAGAGCUGCAGGACAUGAUCAACGAGGUCGAUGCCGACAACAACGGAUCUAUCGAUUUCCCCGAAUUCCUGACCAUGAUGGCACGAAAGAUGAAGGACACUGAUUCCGAGGAGGAGAUCCGAGAGGCAUUCAAGGUCUUUGACCGCGACAACAACGGCUUCAUCUCAGCCGCUGAGCUGCGUCAUGUCAUGACAUCCAUCGGCGAGAAGCUCACCGACGACGAGGUCGAUGAGAUGAUUCGCGAGGCCGAUCAGGACGGUGAUGGCCGAAUUGAUUACAAUGAGUUUGUCCAGCUUAUGAUGCAAAAAUAA
Trichoderma breve is the source of this 450-nucleotide messenger RNA. Its product is annotated as EF hand domain-containing protein. NCBI's taxonomy places the organism in Eukaryota, Fungi, Ascomycota, Sordariomycetes, Hypocreales, Hypocreaceae. Gene Ontology annotation, molecular function: enzyme regulator activity; calcium ion binding. The record is from RefSeq and is a predicted model, not a curated record. Gene Ontology annotation, biological process: spindle pole body organization. The transcript is spliced from 7 exons. Gene Ontology annotation, cellular component: central plaque of spindle pole body. Bases 1 to 450 code for a protein of 149 amino acids.